Molecule: messenger RNA, 1303 nt
Organism: Zingiber officinale
Lineage: Eukaryota; Viridiplantae; Streptophyta; Magnoliopsida; Zingiberales; Zingiberaceae
Product: arginine-glutamic acid dipeptide repeats protein-like
Exons: 2
Coding region: 24-764 (246 amino acids)
Source: RefSeq, a predicted model, not a curated record
UUCAAGAUUAGGACUUUUGAGUUAUGGCCAGCACUGUUCAUGAAAAAAAGAGGAGGCUUCGGGUUUUGGGGCUCCGCCGCCAGCCAAGGAAGGGUGGUCUCCCUCUCUCGCCCUUCGUUGGCACCACCGAAGCCGUAGGCGCUCCCCUCCUCUCCUCUACCCCUUCCCCUCCGGUCUCCUCAUUCCAGCGCCGCCACCAGGAGUUUGGGGCAUGGGUUUUCCUCCGCCGCCGCCUCCAUGACCAGGAGAGGGUCUUCUUCUCCCCUCGCCGCAAGCAGGGGAGGGGAAAGCUCCCUUCUUCCCCGCGCUACCGCCACAGGGACCUUCGACAGGACUCGCCGCUCAUCGGACCACUCGCACCGCACCCACAACCCACGCCCAUCGCUGACCGCGCACAGCAGCACCUCCGCCGGCAGCCACCGCGCGUUGCUAGCCCCCCGCCAGCAACCUCCACGCGCACAGCAGCUCCUCCGCCGGCAACCUCCGCGCGCUGCCAGCCCCCCACCGACAGCCUCCAUGCGCCCCCAGCAGCUCCUCCGCCGGUAGCUUCCAUGGGCCGCAACCAUCACUUACCGGCAGUCCCUGUGCCGACUUUACCUCGGUUCCGAUUUGUGUCGCUGUGGUAUGCCGAUCCAUGUGUCGAUCCAAUCUGUGUGUCUUGUUCUGGCCUUUAUGUUGUCACUGUGUUCCGGCAUAUACGCCGUUGUCACAUUCCGGCCUGCGAGCCGAUGUCAUACGCCGGUCGUGUCGUCGUUGUAUUCUGAUUGUGUGUCACCUUUCAGAUCCAUGCUGUAUUCGGCUCCGCGUCGUCACCUCCGGACCCAACUCCUCUUCGGACGGUUCAGAGGCAUCCACACUUCCGGGUCACGACGACUCGAUCAGCUUCGCAACCAGCUCACCCCUCCAUCCGAGAGCGCCCCCCGGGGCCAGGAGACCGGGGCAACCCGGUCGCUGGUUGCAGGUAUUGUUGACCGAAGGACUUCUGACGACUUGGUCAACACAGGAGACAUCCCACCAUCCAGGUCAUGAUGACGCGGUCAACAUUCCAGACACGUCAUUCCGGUAGGUCCGUCUUCUCAGCUUCCCGACAGGAACAUAAUUGGCGCUGUCUGUGGAACUUCGCCUGAUCUGGAACGUGGAGAUGGAAGACGUCGGAAAAUUUUGCUAUAUUCAUGACCUUGGUGAGUUUCGACGAGCAUAUCAUAUUUGCCUCACUCCACGGGUACUCGGGAGUAAAGGAAUUGAAUCAGAUCCUCUGCUGGUCGACAUGUCAGUUUUUCCGUUAUAUUCCCUCUUUUAGUUA